AGCCGGGCGGCUGCGGCGCUCGACCCGCGCUCCUCCCUCUCCUCCCUCUCCUCCUCCUCUUUCUCCUCCUCCUCAGGGCUCCAGUCAGGCCAAGCCGCUCGGCUCACGGGAGGCAAACUAAGAUAAGCUGCAUUUUGUGGUCACAUGGUGACAACUUACAGAAAGUCAAAUCUGCAACUUGAUGGGUGACAACUUUUUUCAACCAAAAAAUAAUUUUAAAAUGGCAGAACUCUUUAUGGAAUGUGAAGAAGAAGAGCUAGAACCAUGGCAGAAGAAAGUGAAGGAAGUUGAAGAGGAUGAUGAUGAUGAACCAAUCUUUGUUGCAGAGAUAGCAAGUUCAAAACCAGCAAUUUCAAAUAUUUUGAACAGAGUUAACCCAAGCUCAUAUUCAAGGGGAAUAAAGAAUGGUGCACUCAGUCGAGGUAUUACUGCUUCAUUCAAGUCUACAAGUCAACGCUACAUGAAUCCAACAUCAAAUCCAGUGACUGCCUCACCAGUAAAUUUUCAUCCUGAAUCUAGAUCUUCAGAUAGCUCUGGUAUUUUUCAGCCAUUUUCUAAAGCUAUAUCCUUAUGCAGAAGGUAUUGUUACUACCCCUAUUUUAUAGUCGAGGAAACUGAGGCACUUACAUACAUGCAGGGUUAUAUAACAAACUCAUCACAGGUUCUGUCUAAUAAUUCUUCAGAGUUACUGUUUGACUUGACCCAGGAUACAGGAUUAUCACAUUACCAAGGGGGACCAACACUUUCUGUUACAGGUUUGAAUGAAAGUUCAUUUUCCUUUAAACGUCCUUCUGCUUCUGAAAUAAACAGUGUUGAUUCAAAAAAGCCUAAGUCCAGUGGAAGUGUUCCUAGAACAGAUGCUUCAGCUGUGGUUCCUUCAGAUAAGUCUCCUUCAUUGACGGUUCCCCAGGCUCUGCCAUCUCAAGGUGCAGAUACCUCAUCAAAUCAAUCUAAAAAUGGAACAACUUUUCCAAGAGCUUGUCCAAAGUGCAAUAUUCACUUCAAUCUUUUGGAUCCUCUGAAAAACCACAUGACGUACUGUUGUCCAGACAUGAUAAAUAACUUUUUGGGACUGACUAAAAUGGACAUUUCAAAUACAGCAAAUGAAACUAAGAUUCUUGAUUCAGAGAAAGGAAAGUUGAUCAUGUUAGUUAAUGACUUUUAUUAUGGAAAACAUGAAGGAGAUGUCCAGGAAGGACAGAAGACUCAUACAACCUUCAAAUGCUUCAGUUGCUUGAAAGUUCUAAAAAAUAAUAUUAGGUUCAUGAACCACAUGAAACAUCAUUUGGAACUUGAGAAACAAAGCAGUGAGAGCUGGGAAAGCCACACCACCUGCCAGCACUGCUACCGCCAGUUUCCCACUCCCUUUCAGCUGCAGUGCCACAUCGAGAGCACACACACACCUCAUGAAUUUUCCACCAUUUGUAAAAUCUGUGAGUUAUCAUUUGAAACAGAACAGAUUCUCUUACAACAUAUGAAAGAUAAUCAUAAACCCGGUGAAAUGCCAUAUAUCUGCCAGGUUUGCAAUUACAGGUCAUCUUCAUUUUCUGAUGUAGAAAAUCAUUUUAGAACUUCCCAUGAAAACACGAAGAAUUUGUUAUGUCCAUUUUGCCUCAAAGUUAUUAAAAUUGCCACACCCUAUAUGCAUCACUAUAUGAAGCAUCAGAAAAAAGGAAUACAUCGUUGUACAAAAUGCAGACUGCAAUUUUUGACAUGCAAGGAGAAAAUGGACCACAAGACUCAGCAUCAUCGAACAUUUAUAAAACCUAAGCAGCUAGAAGGACUGCCCCCUGGAACAAAAGUUACUAUUCGAGCCUCAGUUGGACCUCUUUCCUCAGGAUCUUCAGCUACACCUUCUGUUAGUGCAAGUACUUCUGUCCUUCAGCUCUCUCCCCCAAGGACUGAAAAUACGCCUGCUAAAAAUCCCACAAAACUGAAUAUAAGUAAACCUAAUACAAUCAAAUUGGAUGACAGUAAACCUAAUGAAAACAAGUCUAGUGGAAGUAAAUCUAAGUGCAAGUCAAAAAUCUCUAACAUGCAAAAGAAGCAAAGCACAGUGGCUACUAAUAAUAAAAAAAGUAAAGUGAAUACAGCAUUAAGGAAUUUAAGGUUACGUCGAGGUGUUCAUGAAUGCAUUGAGUGUUGUUCUGAAGUAAAAGAUUUUGCAAUCCAUUUUCCUACAUAUGUCCACUGUAGUUUUUGCAGAUACAACACUAGCUGUAGCAAAGCCUAUGUAAAUCAUAUGAUGAGCUUUCAUAGUAAUCGUCCAAGUAAAAGAUUUUGUAUAUUUAAGACACAUUCUGAAAAUCUCAGGGGCAUUUCUCUAGUGUGCCUUAAUUGUGAUUUCCUAACCGACGUUUCUGGCUUAGAUAAUAUGGCCACACAUUUAAGUCAACAUGAAGCUCAAACUUGCCGAGUUCUAGUAGAGAAAGUUUCUGUUUGUAUCCCAACUUCUGAACAUCUUUCUGAAUUUAAAAAUGAAGCUCCCACUAAGGGACAAGAAUCUGUGUCUAAGGGAAAUGCAAGACAUAAAACAGCUGAAGGAGAAACAGGAGCAUCAGAUGCUAAAAGUAAGCAAGAUAAAGCUCCUUCAUCAGAAGAAAAAAAUGGGUGUGGUACAAGUUUUUGUGAAGCUUCAUCCUCAACAAGAAGUCAAGAAAACCUAAAGGUUUCAGAUGAAGAGGAUGAAACUAGCCCAAAGAAAGUCUUCAGUCAUGAUUCAAACGUCGGACCAGAUGAAAUGGAAAAAGAACAGCGAAUGCAGCACACCUGUCAGGAAAUGGAACUGAAGAUGGGCCAAGGUUCAGAAAGCACAGUUUUGUGUGAGCAGAGUAAAGAGUGUAAUGCCAGUGAAGCUAGGUUUUCUUCAAAGGAUACUAAAGAUGUGCCACUAACAUCAGGUGAUGUUAGCAUUGAUCAGUUUUUGAGGAAAAGAGAUGAACCUGAAUAUCUUAAUUCUGAUGCUAGUGAGCAAGGCAGUGUUCAUUUGGAACCUUUGACACCAUCAGAAUUACUUGAGAUUGAAGCCACAGAAAUUCUUCAUAAAGAUAGUAGUGAUCUUCCAGCCAAGACUGAUGAGAUGGUUUCUGAUCUAACAGAUGACGUUCCUGGAGAAAAUGGUUCUAGAGUGACAGAGACAGCAGUAGACAUGUCAGAUAAAAAGGAAAGGAGCUGAAAUGAUUUAGUCAUUCUAAGGUUCAGUCACCAACAGAAAGCAUUCAGAGCAGUGCUCUGCGGUGAGCUCAGUAGUGCCAUGGUAGAGUUCAGAAAUGCAAAAUCUGAGGGAGGUCAUUCAUACACUUUACCUAUACGUUCAAUUUUUAUUAAAUCAACUUACCAAUAAUAGCAUGAUUAGUAUGAACUUCCAAGUUUUUAAAAACAUGAAUAAAACUUUAGUGACAGCUAAGUUUGCCACCAAAGGUCUCUUAGCACUUUUUGAAGAACUAGGUCUUGUUCACCAAUAGGAAAUGAUUAUGUUAGUUAUAUUAAUAAAACUUUUGAAACUUUCGUUAGUCCUAAACUUAAAAUCCUUAUUACCUGUAUAUUCCUUUUAGCAAAUUUAAGGGAAGAGAUUUGAAACCAUGUACCUUUUGAGAAUAAUUUUAAAAUAUCAAUUGAUUGUUGCUAUUAAUGAAGGCUUUAUUUGAAUACAAUGCUGGUAAAUGCAGCAUGCU
Nannospalax galili (Upper Galilee mountains blind mole rat) is the source of this 3674-nucleotide messenger RNA. RefSeq names its product zinc finger protein 280D (gene Znf280d). Gene Ontology annotation, molecular function: DNA-binding transcription factor activity, RNA polymerase II-specific; RNA polymerase II cis-regulatory region sequence-specific DNA binding. The coding region runs from base 182 to 3175 and encodes 997 amino acids. The record is from RefSeq and is a predicted model, not a curated record. Gene Ontology annotation, biological process: regulation of DNA-templated transcription. The transcript has 23 exons. Lineage: Eukaryota; Metazoa; Chordata; Mammalia; Rodentia; Spalacidae.